CUGACAAUUACAGGUGACCAAUUCGAAGGGGCAUCGUCACGCCCGCAAUCUACAUGAGAGUGACAAUUCUCGGUACUUGGCAGAGGCUCGUCAGUCGCCAUCGUGAAUGGAUGAAACAGCAACCGCUGUCGGACUUUCAAAUCCGUGCCUGACGAGAUGCUUUUGUUGUUGUUAUCGUUGCGCAUAACGACACACAAAUCAACCUAGACAACCAUUUGACCUUUCUGGAAGUUGCCGACUCGCGACCAUCAUUUCGCCUAAUUGGACGCAGCGAUUGCGCGGGGUUAUACGCGUAUCGGGUUACGCGUAGGUGAGGAUUAGUACUGACUUUGAUCCUCCGGGUUAGACGGGAUAAAUCGCACUGUUUCACUCACGCUGUCAGCCGUGGAAGACGUCUAGCUAGCAAGACUGAAUCCUAGCUAGUUUCAACAGUGCGAUUCUGACGGCUUGAGAUGGUGGACACCAUGAGCAUGUUGAGCGAAUAUCCACCGGUGCCUGUCAGCUUGCAGCGGACACAGGAUGAGCACUUGUACCGUCCUCACAACGGUCAUGGCAGGUGUCCCUCCAUCCCUGAGCACGAUAAGGGCUACUAUCACCACGGACUACUGCUCAGCCCGGCCGUUGCUGCAACCGGUGAGAUGCCGCACGAGUACACUAGUCCCGUCCAUCACCAUUCAUUUUCACCGUGUUCUCAAGCGUGCCAGGAUCAGACUACGACCACCGCCACUAUUACUAACAACUGCAGCAGCCCUAAUACUGACUGUCAGUCCGCGCCGGGAAAUUCUUGUGAUGAGCGGAGCAGUCCUCCCGGUCCAAGACGGUUCGGCAAGCGGCGAUGUCCCACUAACAGCAACCGUAAAGAGAGGCGGCGGACGCUUAGCAUCAACUCGGCUUUUGCCGAUUUGCGAGAGUGCAUACCCAACGUGCCAGCAGACACGAAACUCUCUAAGAUAAAGACGUUGAGACUAGCCACCAGUUAUAUUGCGUACUUAUCCGAGGUUCUGGCCAAAGACGACGGCAUCGGACCGGUAGACACGGCUAGUUUUAAGGCGGAACUUCUGAAGAUCGAGGACCGAGAGAGGCGGAAGAAGGCUGUUGAACGAGAAAUGACUGAUACCGCGCAUGUUGUCGAGACGAGACGAUCCCGAGGAAGGACCGGCUGGCCCCAGCAUGUUUGGGCCCUGGAACUGCAACGCUGAGUACCCAUGGAAAAGCUCUUGUGCACGCACUGCAAAUCACCGUUUCCGCGGACCAUUUUCUGAUAACUUCGAUUGGCAGCGAAGACGGACUGGACCACUCUGAAUCAGUGGUACUCCGACUCAUCUUGAUAGUAGCAACCCAACGGGUCGCUGAUGGUUUACAAUAUUCGUUCCUGGGAGAGGCUCGUUGGGAUUGAAAAACUGUUUCGAUGCGGUUCGAACUGACCUUUAAUUUGAAUAAUAUCAGCGGUUGAAUUAAGAACACAGAAUGUAGUUUUUGUGGAGAUAUAAUAGCAAAUACGUCCCAAUGACAUUGUAAUAAAACGAUACUAUGGGUGAAUCAAGUGAGACUCUCGUACUAGAUUUAACUCGUAAUAUCGUAGGUCACAUGCCAUGGUGAACCUGUCUUCGAAGGUUCAACAAGAUACUUCAAAUCGAGCGUUUUCCUUUUAAUUAUUUUGAAAACGUUAAACAUUUGACUGCUUAUGACUGAUUUUUGCACAUGAAAAGGGAAAAUUUACAAGCAUACCCCUCAACGAAAAUGUCACUUUUACUUUAACAACUGGCGAGCUGAAAAACAAACAAAAUGUUUAUGUUUAAACUGCAACAUACCACAAUUUCGGAAGUUCUCGUUUCAAAUUAUUUAGAAAUAGUUUUGCUUAGUUCACACUGACUGCACAGAUUUUCAUAAUCCGUGUUUACUAAAGGCUUGGCUGUAAAUAUUGUAUAUAUUAAUAAGUAUGGUUAAAAAACGCAUUAGCACCGUAUUAUGCAUCACAGUACAAUGCCAUUCCUCCAAAAAGCUGUACAACGACAUCAGCUGAAACUAAAGAGACGGCUUGAAAAUAAAGUGCAAGUGAAACA
Molecule: messenger RNA, 2063 nt
Organism: Acanthaster planci (crown-of-thorns starfish)
Lineage: Eukaryota; Metazoa; Echinodermata; Asteroidea; Valvatida; Acanthasteridae
Biological process (GO): developmental process; regulation of transcription by RNA polymerase II
Molecular function (GO): DNA-binding transcription factor activity, RNA polymerase II-specific; RNA polymerase II transcription regulatory region sequence-specific DNA binding; protein dimerization activity
Source: RefSeq, a predicted model, not a curated record